CGCAUUCUCAAGAAAUUCUAUCACACAAUUACCUAGAUACACAGACUUUUCGACUACUUCCAACAGCUCAUCACUGAAGUGACAAGUGACAAUGCCAUACGCUAACCAACCUAUAGUCACUUUGACGAGUUAUAACAAUGAAAACCUAAAGUUCAUCCUUGAAGAGACAGAUUUGAGCGUAGCGAAUGCCAUCCGUCGUGUUUGUAUUGCUGAGGUGCCCACUCUGGCUAUUGAUUGGGUACAGAUCGAAGAAAAUAAUACAAUGCUGAAUGAUGAGUUCAUUGCUCAGCGCGUUGGAUUAAUUCCGUUAACAUCUGAUAAUGUAGUUGAUAAAAUGACGUAUUUCCGCGAGUGCCCUUGCCGCGAAUUUUGUGAACAAUGUUCUGUGGAACUCACAUUAGAUGUAUGUUGUACUACAGAUGCACCUAGGCAUGUCACAGGAGCAGAUCUGAUUAGCAGUAAUCGUGAUGUGCAACCAGUACCUUCAAGAGAUGCUGAUGACUCUUCUUAUGUUGGCCAGGAAUCUAUACUAAUAGUAAAAAUGCGUAAAGGUCAACGAUUAAAACUGAGAGCAAUCGCUAAAAAGGGUUUUGGUAAAGAACAUGCAAAAUGGAAUCCAACUGCUGGUGUUGGCUUUGAAUAUGAUCCGGAUAAUGCCUUAAGACAUACAUUUCUGCACAAACCUGAAGAAUGGCCACGUUCAGAGUACUCAACACUACCAGAAGAUGAGCAUCAAGCACCGUAUGAUCCAACAGGAAAGCCGAAUCGGUUCUAUUUUAACAUUGAAACGUGUGGAUCACUUCAACCAAGAGCUAUUAUCUUUUCUGGUUUAACUGUAUUGAAAAGAAAACUUCAAAAUCUUUUGGAUAAUUUAACACAAGAAGGACUCUGAAAAAUACUAACUAUCCGAUCAAUUGUAAUAAAUUGAAAAGAAAAAAACGAACUUGUAAAUAAUAUUUUUAUAAAUUGUAAUGAAUCUGUGUAUUAAUACAAUUUUUGGCUCAUGGUGUACAAAUUUCGUUGUAAUGAGAGUCACAUUUUUUUCAAUUUUAUUCAAUGACACUUCUAAGCUGAUAUGUAAAGGAAAAGAAAACAUCGGUAGUGACAUUGUUUACUGUCGAAAACUCUGGGUUAUGUCUGAUAUAUAGUCUAAUAAG
Heterobilharzia americana is the source of this 1157-nucleotide messenger RNA. The record is from the annotation of a GenBank genome assembly. NCBI's taxonomy places the organism in Eukaryota, Metazoa, Platyhelminthes, Trematoda, Strigeidida, Schistosomatidae.